GGUCUCCUCCUCCUGCUCUGACGCGGGCUCGAGGCUCCCGGGGAGGAUGGACCCAGCUCGGCGCUCGCCGGGGCUUCCCCGGGUUGGAGAGCGCGCCUGAGUGCCGCGGCCGCCGGGCAGGGCAUGGGGAGCCGCUUCCUGGGCGGCUGCGGCAGCGGAGGACGAGGAUGCUCUGGGCAAGCAGAGCACUCCAAAAGAGUGAAUGACAUGUGCAGUGCGAGGCGUCUUUUCUGAAGGGAGGAAUCUUUCUCUUGGAGAGGAUCCUCAAUGCACCUGGCCGAGGCCCAGGACCUGUGUGAAGUGGACUAAGGAUUAAGUAGGAUGUCAACUGAGACAGAACUUCAAGUAGCUGUGAAAACCAGCGCCAAGAAAGACUCCAGAAAGAAAGGUCAGGAUCGCAGUGAAGCUACUUUGAUAAAGAGGUUUAAAGGUGAAGGGGUCCGGUACAAAGCCAAACUGAUUGGGAUUGAUGAAGUUUCCGCAGCUCGGGGAGACAAGUUAUGUCAAGAUUCCAUGAUGAAACUCAAGGGUGUUGUUGCUGGCGCUCGUUCGAAAGGAGAACACAAACAGAAAAUCUUUUUAACCAUCUCCUUUGGAGGAAUCAAAAUCUUUGAUGAGAAGACAGGGGUAAGUAAAAGAAUCACAUGGCGAUGUAAAAUUGAAUCCAUUGACAGAUGUGUCCUUAAAAGCCUCUUCUCUCUGGGCAGGAAUAUCAAACAAGCAUAA
This is a messenger RNA of Castor canadensis (American beaver), 726 nucleotides long. The record is from RefSeq and is a predicted model, not a curated record. NCBI's taxonomy places the organism in Eukaryota, Metazoa, Chordata, Mammalia, Rodentia, Castoridae.